Messenger RNA from Plasmodium malariae, 2727 nucleotides. Its product is annotated as DNA ligase I, putative. Gene Ontology annotation, molecular function: DNA binding; ATP binding; DNA ligase (ATP) activity. Lineage: Eukaryota; Apicomplexa; Aconoidasida; Haemosporida; Plasmodiidae. Bases 1 to 2727 code for a protein of 908 amino acids. The record is from RefSeq and is a predicted model, not a curated record. The transcript has 2 exons. Gene Ontology annotation, biological process: DNA repair; DNA recombination; DNA biosynthetic process. Gene Ontology annotation, cellular component: mitochondrion; nucleus.
AUGAAAUUAUUGAUGCUACUGUUUUUAACAAAAAUGGUUUUUUGUAAUUUUAAAAAAUAUGUGAAAAGUGAUUAUAAUUAUAUAGUACCAUUUAUAAAAAGGAAAAAGCUGUAUAAUCAUAAAAUAAAUUUUAAUGUAAAAGUUUUUAAGAAUUUUAGAAAGAACACAUCAAAUAGAUAUAAUGAAUUUUUGUAUGCAUAUUUUAAAAAAUGUCUAUACAAUCCUAAGAAACAAAAUGAUCAUGAAAAGGAAAACACAAACGUAAAGGAUGAAGAAAAAGAAUCAACAAAAAGAAAAAUUGUCGGUGAGGGGCAUGCAAAAACGAAAAAGUUAAAGGGAAAAAGUGAGAAUGAAAUAAAAAAAGGCUCUUUAUUUAACUGUGCCGUUAAUGAAGAUGAAAAAAUAAACGAUCUGAGCUCCCCCAAGUUUAAUCCUGUUCAUUUUGAUGUAAGUAAUUUAUAUUUAUCAGAAAAGGAUAAAGAAAAACACAAGUUUAAAGAUUCUUUAUUAUUUACGUUCCUUACAAAUACAUUUAAUCAAAUAGAAGAACUAAAAGGUAGUGGGACGGGUAGUAAAAAAAAUGUAGCAAUUAUUUUGUCAAAUGUGUUUAGAGUAUUAAUUUAUUAUAGCCCGAAUGAUUUAAUUCCUGCUGUUUAUAUAACAUUAAAUAAAGUAGCACCAGAUUAUUUAAAUGUAGAAGCAGGUGUAGGAGAAGCAUUGAUUUUAAAAACCAUGUCAGAAGCAUAUAGUCGGACAGAGGCAAGUAUAAAAAAAGAUUUACAACAAAUAGAAGAUUUAGGAAUUAUAGCGGAAAGUUGUUCAUGUAAAAUGAGAACCAUUUUUCCUUUACCUCGUUUAACUAUUCAAUUUGUAUUUAAUGAAUUAAAAAGCAUACCAAAUCUUAGUGGUUCAAAUUCUCAGCAGAAAAAAAGAGAAGUAAUUAAAAAGUUAUUAGUUAGCGCAAAAACCACUGAAGCGAAAUAUAUUGUACGAUUUUUACAACAACGAUUAAGAAUAGGUGUAAAUAGUGCAACUGUGUUGCAAGCACUGUCGUAUGCUUUUAUAUUAACGCGUCCCAGUAUUCCAGAUGAAAUUAUAAGAGAGGGCAAGCUGAUGAAUGAUAAGUUGUUAAAUGCUAAGGUAAAGGAUAAGGAAGAAGAAGGUGAUGAUAGUGAUAAUACAGUUGAGAGUGAAAAAAAUAGUAUCAAGGGAGAAGGGAAAGAUGUUAAAAUAGAGAAGAAGGAGGUUUCUGAUAAUAUAAAGAAGGAAACAGAAAAUUUGGGUAAAGAAUUUGAUUUCUAUUCUUUAGUUAAAACAAUUAAGUUAAGAAAUGAGAAAAUGAAUAAACCAAAUUUAUUUUUUAACAUAGAAAAAGUGGGAGAUACUCGUCUUCUACCAAUAUUUAAGGAAUUAAAAAAAGCGUACUGCGAAGUAAAUAGCGAUUCGGAUAUUUUUGAAUGUAUGGAAAAAUCUGUUAAAAGUGCUUUAUGUGAAUUACCGAACAUUGAAAUUAUCAUUCAGAAUUUAUUAAAUGGCGAUGAUAUGAAUAUGUUAAGUAAAAAAUGCACCGUCAAAACAGGAGUUCCUGUGCAACCCAUGUUAGCAAAACCAACAAAGGGAAUACAAGAAGUUUUAGAUAGAUUUAACAAUGUGACAUUCACAUGCGAAUAUAAAUAUGAUGGGGAAAGAGCACAAAUUCAUUAUAUAGAUAAAGAUAAUAUAAAAAUAUUUAGUAGAAAUUUAGAAACUAUGACUGAAAAGUAUCCUGAUGUUAUACAAAUAGUUAGAGAUCAAAUUUCAAGUGGCGCUACUGAAUGUAUUAUUGAUAGUGAAGUUGUAGCGUACGAUAUAGAAAAUAAAAAGAUAUUACCUUUUCAAGUUCUAACAACAAGAAAAAGAAAAGAUGUAGAUAUUGAAAAUAUAAAAGUAAAAGUAUGUCUAUUCCCCUUUGAUUUAAUUUGUUGCAAUGGUGUAUCAGUAAUAAAGGAACCAUUAGAAAUUAGAAGAAAACUUUUGUACUCUUUACUAAAAUGUAAGGAAGGAAUUUUAUCCUAUGCAACACACUCUGAAAUGAAUAAUAUUGAAGAUAUUGAUAUAUUUUUACAAGAUGCAAUUGAAAAUAGUUGUGAAGGUUUAAUGGUUAAAACUCUACUUGAUAAUGCUUCCUAUGAGCCUUCUAGAAGAUCACUAAAUUGGUUAAAGGUAAAAAAAGAUUAUAUUGAAGGGUUAUCUGAUUCAGUUGAUUUAGUUCCAAUAGCUGGUUACUAUGGAAAAGGAAAAAGGAGUGGAGUUUAUGGUGCAUUUGUUUUAGCUAGUUAUAAUUCAGAAACAGAGAAUUUUCAAACAGUAUGUAAAGCAGGUACAGGUUUUAGUGAUGAAAUUCUAAAUACGUUAUAUGAUUUAUUGAAUGAUAAAAUAAUACCUAAUAAAAAAUCGUAUUAUGAGGUUUCAGAUAAGUUAAACCCAGAUGUUUGGUUUGAUGCUCAUUACGUAUGGGAGGUAAAAGCAGCCGACUUGUCCUUAUCUCCUGUCCACACUGCAGCUAUUGGGGUUUAUUCAGAUGAUAAGGGAAUAGGUUUAAGAUUCCCUAGAUUUCUUAGAUUGAGAGAAGAUAAAAAUGCUGAGCAAGCUACAACUACGCAGCAAAUUAUUGACUUUUACGAAGCUCAGUUUACGUCUAAUAAGAAUAAAAAUAAUGAUUUCAAUGAGGAUAGUGAAAGUGAAUAA